AUGACCAAAAUAACACCAACCAAGGGCAAGAUCCGCCCCAUCGUUCGCUGGGGCACUCCGAUCCUCCAUCGUGUAGUGAGGGAGGUCGCUUUUGCUGAGCUUGACACUCCAGACCUGGAUGCCCUGAUCGCGGACAUGUUCGCUACGAUGUACGCGGCCGAUGGCGUCGGCCUGGCCGCCAACCAAGUCGGUGUCGAUUUGAAGGUGUUUGUGUACGACCUUAUGGAUCUGAAAGGCCAGAGGAGCCGGGGCGUGGUUUGCAAUCCCGUGGUGCAGACGCGCAACAGCCCGCAGGAGGGCGGCGGCCAUCAUCAUGCGAAGCGUGAACAGCAGCAGCAGCAGCAGCAGCAGCAGCAGCAGCAGAGCAUGACGGAGGGGUGCCUCUCGUAUCCGGGCGUCUCCGCCUCGGUGGCACGCCCUCGCUCAAUCACGGUCCGUGGAAUCGAUCAACGCGGCAGGGCUGUUGAAAUCGACGCCGACGGGUUGUUGGCGCACAUCUUGCAGCACGAGGCCGACCACCUCAACGGCAUCGUCUAUGGCGAUCGUGUCUCAUCGCCGGAAGUGAGACAGAGGAUGGACAUCGACUACCAGGAGCUAGAGAGGAAGAUGGCCUAUCCCGAGAAUUGGCCCGAGACCGGGACGAAGCAGAGGUGGAUAAUCUAG
Cladophialophora carrionii CBS 160.54 is the source of this 663-nucleotide messenger RNA. RefSeq names its product peptide deformylase. Lineage: Eukaryota; Fungi; Ascomycota; Eurotiomycetes; Chaetothyriales; Herpotrichiellaceae. The record is from RefSeq and is a predicted model, not a curated record. The transcript has a single exon. Gene Ontology annotation, biological process: N-terminal protein amino acid modification; peptidyl-methionine modification. Gene Ontology annotation, molecular function: peptide deformylase activity. The coding region runs from base 1 to 663 and encodes 220 amino acids. Gene Ontology annotation, cellular component: mitochondrion.